GUGAUCUUUCUAUUUAAAAAAAAUUCAAAAAAGCUCACUCUAGCCAAGUCUUUUAUGUUACAAAAAAGUAGCUGGAUUAACUUUUGAAUUUUGUUUGGUUCUUUAACUCUUUUUAAAAGGCACACAUAGUCACGUAGCCCACGGGAAAAGAAAUAGGAAUUGGAAAUAGUCUAGUUCCAAGUUUGUGAAGCUAAACCUCUUCGCCGUCGUGGCCGCCGCUAACCUCCCUUUAAGUUGUUAUGGAGCAGCCACAUGAUUAUUACGAGAGGAAGAGGAUGCCUUUAACAGUCACCAUAAACACCCCGAAACGGCCGCUGUCUUCGACGGUAACGCAAUCGCAGCCGCAGCCGUUCCUUUCAGAUGAACUUAUCAGAGAAAUCUUGCUGAGGCUUCCGCCAAGAUCACUGCUUCGCUUACGGAGGGUGUGCAAUUCAUGGAAAACCCUAAUUUCCAGCUCCCAAUUCGCCAAAGACCAUCUUCAACAUUCAACCGCCGCGGAUCCAAGUUUGAGUCGGCCACGAGUUGCUUAUCAUCAUUAUUGCCACCACGGAUUCGGAGAUUUCUCCUUGCGCUCCUUGUUCGAGAACCCUUCCAAACCUACGGAAGUCGUUCUUUUCGUGGAGAGACGUAACUACAUGGUUAUUGGCUCUUGCAAUGGAUUGCUGUGCUUGCUGUAUUAUGUUGCUGGCAUCAACAACUAUGUCAGGUUGUGGAAUCCCUGUACUGGAUUAUUGACAACCCCAUCAGUGGUACGUGGAGAAUUCUUCUCAGUUCGCGGCUUCGGCUAUGAUCAUGUGAAUGACAAGUACAAGCUUGCUGUGAUUGUAAAUCACAUGGAGGAUCAUACAACCAGAAUUUAUACAUUUUGCCGCAACCCUUCUAAUAGAGCCAUUCAAGGGAUCCCAUUUAGCAGCAUAAAGGGUGAUCGUAAAGGGGUAUUUGUGCCUGGCACCGCUACUCUUAAUUGGGUUUAUCAGCAUGACACUCUGGAGUACUUGGUUCUUUCCCUUGACUUGGUGAAGGAGACUUUUAGUGAGUUUUCCCUGCCUCUCAGUGAUCCGGAUGAUGAAACCUUCAUCUUCCCACACUUAUGUGUGCUGAGGAACUGCCUUGCAUAUUGUUUUAAUCAUGAGAAAACUCAUUGGUUUGUGUGGGUCAUGAAGGAGUAUGGAGUGCCCAAAUCUUGGACCAAAUUGGCCAUCAUCCCCUGCCUUCCGUGUCUACCCGAUUAUCCUUUUCUUCCGCGUCUAUCCCAUUAUCAUUUACGUCCAUUGUAUAUCUGGGGAAACAAUAUUCUUGUGGCGGUUGUAUCAACUUCAGAGAUAGUUCUGUAUAAUUUGGAUAAUGGUAGCUUUGAAUUUCCUAAACCUACUCCUUCAGUAGGAUUGUGGGUCUUUAUUUAUCACGAAAGCUUAGUUUCACCUGACCUUCCAAGUAGCUCAUCCCAAAUUCAGUUAAUCAAACACUAACGGACAAGCUGUCUUCUGAACAAUGUUGAGUAAACACAAAUGGAAUGGUAAUUCAAAAUACAGAGAUUAUCACCGGUAAGGAAGAAGGAGCUCACGGUGAUGGAAGGAGUAGAAUGGCGGUGGUCGGUACUGCGGUUGGAAAAGAGUUUGGCAAAGAAAAGAGAAGACGACAGCAGAGGCUCCGAGCCUGUUUUCGGUGAGCAGCAGAGAUGAAGAACAAUUAGUCAGAGGUGACGGUGGCUGUUGAUGCAGCGUCGAGUAGAAAGAACAGCGGCAGCGGUGAGUGGUGUUGCAGCUGUCAGUGAAGAAGGAGCAGCUCACAGCAAGUUGACGACACUGAUGAAGAGAACGGAGAGCUUGAGAUCCUACCUUCGUUGGUGUUACAGAGGUUGAAGUUGGACUGGGUUGGGUUGGCAGAGGAGUUAAUGGUGGUAUGACUGAUUUGCAGUGAUUAUGACGGCACUCUUUCCAGCAACCUUGAAUCAUCUUCAACCGGUGCAUAUAAGGGUGAAGGAGGAAGAAGGAGAAAGAAAGAAAGCUAUAGGUUACGUUGCCUUAUAUUAUAAGUGAGAAGCUUGGGUGUUGUUGGAAAGCAUUAUCCAACUGCCAAAUGGGUUGUCAUGUCUCAGAAAAAGAAGAACAAGCACAAUCAGUAAGGCAUAAACAGCAAGUUUAGGCGCUGAUGGCAAAAGAACUCAGAAAUAUGUAAUGGUGGUGAUUUGGCAGGAACCACAUGUGAUUGAUUGUGCUUUGUUUUGUUUGUACAUCUCACAAUUAGUGAUCCAUUCUUGGUGGUGUUGCCGAAGGGGAUGGAUUAAUAGUUGUUGGAUAGACUUCUUUUAUCCCUUUCAUGAGUCAAGUAUGUACCAAAUGAUCUUAAAAAAAUGGUGAGCAUGGCAGCGCAUAAAGAAGGUAAUAUUUUACUCCUGAUCAACACCUAAUUUUUUAUUUUUUAUUCUUUUGGCAUUUCAUCCGAUGCAUAUGUUCAGCUUAGAUUGCCAAUUAAAAUCGAAGUAUAUCCAAACUCAGAAUUGAGAAAUUUGAUGUCAGCUGCUGACCUUUUUCUUUUUUAAUGUUAAUUGGAAUCUCUUUUUCUACCUGUCUUCCCCUAUCCUUUUUCUUUUUGGGUAUUUUGAUUCGGUUGUACAGAGCAUAUAGGAUAAUAGGAACCAAGACUGCUGGACAAAUCAGGAGCCAUGCAGAGAAAAUCUUCACAAAGGCUUCUUUGCACAAAGAACAUUAUAUGGAGAAAAAUCCUUUGCAAGCUGCUACUUUUCCUAAAGGAUUUGAGGUCUACAACCGUCCAUACUUUAAUUUUCUUGACACUUCAUUUUUCUGAUUCUUGAUAAUUAUAUACGUGAUGGUAAUCAGCAAUAAUAUUAAUUUACUGUGAUGAUUAUUUCCUAUUUCAUAUUUCAUAUUCACUUGCUCUUGUUGGACUUGUAAGAAUGACCAUCAUUUACUAGUAUUCCUUUGCACUUACAUUAU
Arachis stenosperma is the source of this 2957-nucleotide messenger RNA. RefSeq names its product F-box/kelch-repeat protein At3g23880-like. Lineage: Eukaryota; Viridiplantae; Streptophyta; Magnoliopsida; Fabales; Fabaceae. Bases 240 to 1469 code for a protein of 409 amino acids. The record is from RefSeq and is a predicted model, not a curated record. The transcript is spliced from 5 exons. Gene Ontology annotation, molecular function: protein binding.